UGCGAGCUUCGAGGAGGAGCAGGUGCGAGCUGUGGCCCGGGAAGGCGCCACGGAGAGGUGACUUUGGGGCCGAAACUCGAGUGACUUCCAGGGGAAAGUUUAUAUGGACUAUAAUGCAACCACUCCCCUGGAGCCAGAAGUUAUCCAAGCCAUGACCGAGGCCAUGUGGGAAGCCUGGGGCAAUCCCAGCAGCCUGUAUCCAGCAGGAAGAAAGGCCAAGGAUAUUAUAAAUGCAGCCCGGGAAAGCCUCGCGAAGAUGAUAGGGGGGAAACCUCAAGAUAUAAUCUUCACUUCCGGGGGCACUGAGUCAAAUAAUUUAGUAAUCCAUUCUGUGGUGAAACAUUUCCACGCAAACCAGACCUCAAAGGGACACGCGGGUGGGCACCACAGUCCAGUGGAGGGGGCCAAGCCCCAUUUCAUUACUUCCUUGGUGGAACACGACUCCAUCCGGCUGCCCCUGGAGCACCUGGCGGAAGAACAAGUGGCAGCGGUCACCUUUGUCCCUGUGUCCAAGGUGAGCGGGCAGGCAGAGGUGGAUGACAUCCUCGCAGCUGUCCGCCCGACCACACGCCUUGUGACCAUCAUGCUGGCCAACAAUGAGACCGGCGUUGUCAUGCCUGUCCCUGAAAUCAGUCAGCGCAUUAAAGCCCUGAACCAGGAACGGGUGGCAACUGGGCUGCCUCCCAUCCUUAUGCACACAGAUGCUGCACAGGCCUUGGGGAAGCAGCGCGUGGAUGUGGAGGACCUGGGCGUGGACUUCCUUACCAUCGUGGGCCACAAGUUUUAUGGUCCCAGGAUUGGCGCACUUUAUGUACGAGGACUUGGUGAAUUUACCCCUCUCUACCCUAUGCUGUUUGGAGGUGGACAAGAACGGAAUUUCAGGCCAGGGACAGAGAACACCCCAAUGAUUGCCGGCCUUGGGAAGGCCGCGGAGCUGGUGACCCAGAACUGCGAGGCUUACGAGGCCCACAUGAGGGACAUCCGCGACUACCUGGAGGAGAGGCUGGAAGCUGAAUUCGGUCAGAAGAGAAUCCAUCUGAAUAGCCAGUUUCCAGGGACCCAGCGGCUUCCCAAUACCUGCAACUUCUCCAUCCGGGGACCCCGGCUUCAAGGCCACGAGGUGCUUGCGCAGUGCCGAGUGCUGCUGGCCAGUGUGGGGGCCGCGUGCCACUCGGACCAUGGGGACCAGCCGUCCCCAGUGCUGCUGAACUACGGCAUCCCCUUCGACGUGGCCAGGAACGCGCUCCGCCUCAGCGUGGGCCGCAGCACCACCAGGGCCGAAGUGGACCUCGUCGUGCAGGACCUGAAGCAGGCCGUGGCGCAGCUGGAGAACCAGGCCUAGCGCCAGGGCCGCCCUCCCCGCCCUGCUUCUAGGAAGCCCGUGGCAGGGCACAGAAUUGUCCCUCCAGUUCCCUCCUGAGGGCUGUGCCAGGAUGACUGUCUCAUGCCCCCUCUGCAUUCUGUCCUGGAGUGCCUGCAAGUGUGCACCCCCAGUUUCCUUCCCUGGAUCCCUGCAGAGCUCACAGGGCCCAGGACACCAAUGCCACAUAGGAACGCCCACAUAGGAACUCCCAUAUAGAACCGUCC
Messenger RNA from Mandrillus leucophaeus (drill), 1587 nucleotides. RefSeq names its product selenocysteine lyase (gene SCLY). Lineage: Eukaryota; Metazoa; Chordata; Mammalia; Primates; Cercopithecidae. The transcript is spliced from 12 exons. The record is from RefSeq and is a predicted model, not a curated record. The coding region runs from base 104 to 1342 and encodes 412 amino acids.